Molecule: messenger RNA, 2638 nt
Organism: Elaeis guineensis (African oil palm)
Lineage: Eukaryota; Viridiplantae; Streptophyta; Magnoliopsida; Arecales; Arecaceae
Product: F-box/LRR-repeat protein 3
Biological process (GO): SCF-dependent proteasomal ubiquitin-dependent protein catabolic process
Cellular component (GO): SCF ubiquitin ligase complex
Molecular function (GO): protein binding
Source: RefSeq, a predicted model, not a curated record
UCUCCUCUCUCUCUCUCUCUCUCUCUUUUCCUUUUUCUCUCUUCAAUUUUGCUCCUCUCUCCCUCUCCUUCGUUAUCAAUUUCCAAACCCUAGGUUCAGGAAGCCGUUUUUAGACCAUUUCUUUCUCUGUUUUCUUCUUUCUUGCUCCAAAAAUGGAAGCGAUCGGCCGGAGUAGUUGGAGCCCCGGCGCUCUCCCAACACUAACGUUCGAUCUCGUCUCCAAGAACUCCAACCCAUAUAAUCGCCUCAAUCCGAGACCCAUCAAGAAGAUGCGAGGAGAAGCGGAGCAGCAGCGCAACCCCUUCGACUCCCUCACCGAGGAGAUCCUCUUCUUGAUCCUCGACCGCCUCGGCUCCAACCCUGUCGACAAGAAAUCCUUCUCCCUCGUCUGCAAGUCCUUUUACGCCGCCGAGUCCCGCCACCGCCGGACACUCGCGCCCCUCCGGUCCGACCUCCUCCGCCGGAUCCUCGCCCGCUACCCCUCCAUCGCCCGCCUCGACUUCACCCUCUGCCCUCGCGUCACCGACGGCGCCCUCGCCGCUGCCGCCGACGCCCUUCGGUCAUCGCUCCGCUCGGUCGACCUUUCCAGGUCCAAGGCUUUCUCCAGUGUCGGGCUCGAGAAAUUGGCGGUGAACUGCACUUCUCUGGUCGAGAUCGAUCUGUCAUACUCGUUCUAUCUGAACGACGGGGCCGCUGCGGCGAUCGGCCGGGCGAGAAAUCUUGAACGUCUGUGGCUGGCUAAGUGUAGGAGGAUCACGGAUAUCGGGAUCGCAAGGAUCGCCUUGGGUUGCCCCAAGCUGAGAUUGCUCUGCUUGAAUGAAUGCAUCAAAUUGACCGACUUGGGGAUCGAGCUGGUGGCGUCUAAAUGCAAGAUGCUUCAAAGUUUGGAUCUUUCCUACUUGGCGAUAACAGAGAAAUGCCUUCCAGCUAUCUUACAACUACCAUAUCUUGAAGAUUUGUCAUUGCCAGAAUGCGUUGGUGUUGAUGCUCUCAGUCAAGGAUGCACGUCAUUAGAGGUACUCGAUAUGUCAAUUCGUCAGCAGGUAUUCGACAUAGCAACUUGUCAGCAUGCUAAGUGUGCUGGAUUGUCCUCUAUCACUAAUAGAAGCCUGGGUCUACGCCAAAUGGGUUUAACAUACUACAUUCCUGUUACCUGUUUUUUACAAAAGCUUCCUAGGUUGCAAUCUAUCAAAUUAAGUGACUGUGAAAUCACAUCAACUGAAUUGAAAGCCAUUGGAACUUCCUGCUUAUCAUUGAAGGAGCUUAGCUUCAGCAAGUGCUCUGGCAUCACAGAUGAAGAUCUUUCUUUUAUUGUGUCAAAACACAGGGAUCUGUUGAAAUUAGAUAUCACAUGCUGUAGUGAGAUAACUGAUGUUUCACUAGCCAACAUCACAAGCUCAUGCACAUCCCUUACCUCUUUGAGGAUGGAAUCUUGUAACCUGGUUUCUAAGGAGGGCUUUCGUCUGAUUGGUCAACGUUGUCAUCUCCUGGAGGAACUAGAUCUUACAGAUACUGAUUUGGACAAUGAAGGAUUGAAGGCCGUCUCGGGAUGUUUCAAACUUUCUAGCCUAAAAAUUGGCCUCUGCAUGAACAUUAAUGAUGAAGGUCUUGUUCAUGUUGGGAAAUGUUGUCCAAAACUCCAAGUGCUUGAUUUGUAUAGGUGUACAGGAAUAACUGAUAUGGGAAUUUCAGCAAUAGGUCUUGGCUGCCCUGUGUUGCGGAUGAUUAAUCUGGCAUACUGCUCAGAUAUAACAGAUGAUUCAUUAAGAUCAUUGUCAAAGUGCUUGAACUUGGACACACUAGAGAUUCGAGGUUGUCCUCAGGUCUCAUCUGUUGGUAUCUCAGCUAUUGCUGUGGGAUGUCGACAACUCACCAAGCUGGAUGUCAAGAAAUGCUAUGAUAUUAACGAUGAUGGAAUGCUUUCACUUGGCCGCUUCUCCCAGAAUUUACGCCAGAUAAACUUGUCAUAUUGUUCGGUAACAGAUAGGGGGCUUUUGGCACUAGCGAGCAUCAGCUGUCUACAAAACAUGACUAUUUUACAUUUAAAGGGACUAACUCCAAAUGGUUUGAAAAAUGUUCUAUGGGCAUGUAAUGGUUUAAGAAAAAUGAAGCUUCACUCAUCAUUGAAGUCCUUGAUUCCUCAACAUAUUCUUGAAUACACACAAGCGCGUGGAUGUAUGUUUCAGUGGAGUAAUAAGCCAUACCAGGCUGAAUUGGUGCCUAAUGAAAUUUGGAAGCAACAAUCACGGGGUAUGCCUGUGUAGAAUUAAAACCUCAAGGAUCAUGUGUGAUAGCCUCUGCACAGAACUAUGGGUGCAUUUCUUCAUCAAUGUCGUUGGGACUCAAAAAAACAAAAUACGUGGCCCUGGAAGUUUGAGAUGUCCUUGUAAUGCUUCAAGCUAUCCUCAUUUAGGUUAUCUGUCGUGCAGGAAAUGUGUUCUUCUUGCAAUCCAAUUUUACUUUUGGUUAAUGUUAUUGUAUGUAUCCGUUUAAGAAAACCAGUGAAUCCAUUUUUUUUUCUCCCAAUCCAAGACGGAGUUGCUCUUAUUGUAACACCUUAUUUAAGGUCAAGAUGGUGGAAUCAGUUGGACUCAUUCCAAUAUCUUUUGAAUCCAAUCAUCAUUUGGUUCGGUUGGCA